Molecule: messenger RNA, 1872 nt
Organism: Penicillium lagena
Lineage: Eukaryota; Fungi; Ascomycota; Eurotiomycetes; Eurotiales; Aspergillaceae
Gene: skn7
Exons: 7
Coding region: 1-1872 (623 amino acids)
Biological process (GO): phosphorelay signal transduction system; regulation of DNA-templated transcription
Molecular function (GO): DNA-binding transcription factor activity; phosphorelay response regulator activity; sequence-specific DNA binding
Source: RefSeq, a predicted model, not a curated record
AUGGACGCUGGCCAGACCUCAGCGAAUCCCGCCCCCGCGGGUAACUCCAGCGAUUUUGUUCGCAAGCUCUACAAAAUGCUGGAGGACCCCUCGUACUCCUCGAUCGUGCGCUGGGGAGACGAAGGGGAUAGCUUCGUCGUCUUGGAGUGUGAGAAAUUCACCAAGACCAUCCUGCCCAAACAUUUCAAGCACAGCAACUUUGCCAGUUUUGUGCGCCAGCUCAACAAAUACGAUUUUCACAAAGUUCGACAGAAUAACGAGGAAAGUGGCCAGUCGCCAUACGGACAGAAUGCAUGGGAAUUCAAGCACCCGGAGUUCCGGGCGAACAGCAAGGAUUCCCUCGAUAAUAUCCGUCGCAAAGCUCCUGCGCCUCGCAAGCCGGCCGCACCCACCGAAGAAUCGGUACCCACUCAACAGAUCGAUCUGCUCAACCAGCAGAUCGUUGCGCAACAGCAACAGAUCCAGCACCUUUCCGACCGCUUUGCACAACUUUCCGUGGAUCAUCAGCUCAUGAUGCAGGAGGUCUUACGCGUGCAAAAGACGGUUGUGAACCAUGAGAGUGUCAUUCAUCAGGUGAUGAACUACUUGCUGUCGGUGGACGCGCGCCAGCGACGGGACAGUAAAGCAUCUGUAUCGUUCCAGGGGCAGGGCGGUUCGUCCAUGAGCGGCGACGAGCCAUCAUCGCCAUUGCAGCAGGCGUCCAAGCUGCUGAGUGACAUGAACGCGGAAAUUCAAUUCAAUCUGACAGGGUUGGAAGCGAUGAAUGACCCUCAAAAGGCCGGUGCCCCGCCAGUGGUCUCGACACCCACGAUGGAUGCCGCUGCUCGGAAUGGUGGCGUUCGCCCGUCCACCUCUGCGGCACCCAACCCGGCUCUCGUCUAUCCCAAGAUGGGUGGAGAGUUAGAGCCGGUGGUCUACCCCGUGGGCGCCACAAACGGGAUUGACCCCAUGUACAGCGAGCAUGUCAACAACGUGCCAUACGCGAUGCCACCCAAAACAGAGAUCGAGUCGGCCGAAACCCGCCGACAGUACCCUGACAACCGGAAAAAGAGCACCAACGUCGAUCCAGGCUGGAUGCGCAGCCCACACAUUCUCUUGGUGGAGGACGACGCCACCUGCCGACAGAUCGGUGGGAAAUUCCUUUAUUCUUUCAACUGCGUGAUCGACACAGCCUUCAAUGGUCUCGAAGCUGUGAACAAAAUCCAGGAAGGCUCGAAGUACGAUCUGAUUCUUAUGGAUAUCAUUAUGCCUCAUCUAGACGGUGUAUCGGCGUGCCACCUUAUCCGGCAAGCCGACCGAACCCCUAUCAUCGCCAUGACCUCCAACAUUCGCAGUGAUGACAUCCAACUCUACUUCCAACACGGCAUGGAUGACGUUCUUCCGAAGCCCUUCACCCGAAAGAGUCUUCUUGAUAUGCUUGAGAAGCAUCUGGUUCAUCUUAAGACGAUGCCGCAAGGCAUAGAAGCUGCGCCGCCUGGCGCCCCAAUGGCCAUGGCUGGUCAGACAUCAUCAUCCCAAUCCAUUAAAGAAGACAGCUCUCCCGGCCAGUCGCCCGCCGGGUCUAUGAACAACUGGCAAUCCCCCAGCCAGUUCCAAGCCAUGCAGACCGUCCCGCCCAACAUGCCUCCCGUCCAAGGACAAUACGUUUCGGCGGCGCCCGCCGCAUACACUGUCGACCAAAACGGCGUUCAGUACCCAGCCACUCAACCGGUUGCCGUCCCUGCUGUAGGGACACCCGUCCGCCCACCGCAUCGACGGCAGAUAUCCGAGAUGUCCACAGCCGCAGACAACGGGAACAUGGCCAAACGGCAACGCAUGUACUCCCAACAACCGCAGCCGAUGAUGGCCGUGCAAGCUGGACGGCCGGGCUGA